Messenger RNA from Octopus sinensis (East Asian common octopus), 3109 nucleotides. RefSeq names its product zinc finger protein OZF-like. The record is from RefSeq and is a predicted model, not a curated record. NCBI's taxonomy places the organism in Eukaryota, Metazoa, Mollusca, Cephalopoda, Octopoda, Octopodidae. The transcript is spliced from 3 exons. The coding region runs from base 986 to 1942 and encodes 318 amino acids.
GUUCCGGUUCAAAUGUCAUCGAUCGUCGUUUGUAUUUUUGAAUUAAGGAAAUCAAUUAAUUUUAGAUUCAUUAAAACCUAAUUAAGGAGAGAUGCCUGUCUAUUUAUGGCUGUAAUAAUGAUGAUAAUUAUUAUUGAGAUGCGUUGGUGUAAGGAAGGUUGAGAGAGAUGGUCAUGGAUGGAGAUUCCCGUUAAUUGCAGUGUCUAAGUCCACCAAAACCCGUUUCCUUCUUGUUCCUGCGUAAAUCUUGUUGUUUAGCAAAAGAGAGUUUGGUCAAUGUUGGAACUGUGUCGAAUAGAAACAACAGACAUGGCAUUGGGCCUUAAUUGAGAUAAUUAAUGGACCUUAAUUGUGACGGGUCUGACCCUUUCCGUGGGGCACCGCCCCCUCCUCCUCUUCUGAUAUUAUUCGAAAUGGUUCCACAUUGUUUAUGUAAAGUUGAGUCAAGAACUUCUGCUCCAAGAUUCUUUAAACAAAUAUGAAAUUUUAAGAACUAAAGAAGGACAUUAUCAAGAAUGAUUUUGGCAAUAUUUCUGUAACUCUUGUUCAAUUACUGGAAAAUAUUUGGUUUACAAUUAAGAGCAAUUGUUUAAUUGAUUGGAAAUAUAUUGGCUGGGUGGUGGUGGUGGUGGUUAAAACUGGAGAAAUUUAACAUUACACAUUAAUUCUAAUUUUGUAGUGUUUGAGUUCUGUAUUUGAAAUAUUGGUAAGAAAGGAAUUAUAACUGAUCCGCAGUGUGGGUGUGUGUGUGAAGGCCCAGAUUUAAAGAUUUCCUUUUGAUAACUCUGGUAAAGCAUUUACACAAAAUAGUAACAUCACUGAAAACAAAUGAGUUCACAGAAGUUCUCUGUUUAAUUCUCUUUGAUAUUCUUAGCUAAAAGUUCAUGGUUAAAGUUUUUUAUCUGCCCUUAAAAGUAUUCAUACAGGUGAGGAAGCUUACCUCUGUGAUAUCUGUGGUAAAGCCCUCUCACAGAAGAGCAGCACUAUGCUUGUCCAUAAACGUAUUCAUAAAGAUGACCAGCCAUAUAAUCCUGAUGUCUGUGAUAAACCAAUUCCUUGUGACACUAGUUUAAGUAAUGACAGAGUUGUUAACAUUAGUAAGAAAUUAUAUCACUGUGAUAUUUGUGGUAAAGCAUUUUCGCACAAAGGUACAAUGAAUGUGCAUAAACGUAUCCACACAGGUGAAAAACCCUACCACUGUGAUAUCUGUGGUAAGGCAUUCCCUCAGGGUUGUAAUUUAACUGAGCACAAACGUGUUCAUACCGGGGAGAAACCCUACAAGUGUGAUAUCUGUGGCAAAACAUUUUCAAGUAAAAGUGGUAUGGUGGUUCAUAAACGGGUCCAUACAGGUGAGAAACCAUUCCAUUGUGAUACCUGUGGAGAAGCUUUCUCUCAGAUUGGGAAUUUAAAGAAGCACAAACGUAUUCAUAGCGGUGAAAAAUCAUACCAUUGUGAUAUUUGUGGUAAAACCUUUUCAUACAAAGGUGGUAUGCUUGCGCACAAACGUACUCAUACAGGUGAAAAACCUUACCCCUGCGAUAUCUGUGGUAAAUCAUUCUCCCAUAAAAGCAGCAUGCUUGUGCACAAACGUAUUCAUACAGGUGAGAAGCCUUACCAUUGCAAUAUCUGUGGUAAGAAAUUCUUACACAAAACUGGAAUCCGUGUCCAUAACCGUAUUCACACAGGUGAAAAGCCUUAUCAAUGUGAGGUUUGUGGUGAAGCUUUCCUUCAGAAUUGUUAUUUAACUGAGCACAGACGUGUUCAUACAGGAGAAAAACCAUUCCAAUGUGAUAUCUGUGGUAAGAAAUUUUCAAGUAAAAGUGCUAUGCUUAUCCAUAAACGGGUUCAUACAGGUGAGAAACCUUUUCAUUGCGAUACCUGUGGGCAAGCUUUCUCACAGACCGGAAACUUAAAGAAGCACAAACGUAUUCACAAGAAAUAGUAAUUCUUCACCACAGAAAUUUCAUAUCAUACCCAUAUGUCCUUCUCACUAAUUGUGGCACUGAGAUAUAAUCUGUCUUAAAGUUUGUCUGAAUGAAAUCUUGUGGCUGGUCACAAACACAGAUCCACAUAAUAAAAAAAAAAUUGAAAUUUGUAGUUUUUUUAUUACAUUUUUAAAUUUUGUAAUAAAAUUCACAGAAAUGUAAUCUCCCAUACCAGACUGAACAUUGACCAUCAUAACAAACACCUCAAGAAAUAUCUUCCAAUCUAGACACAAAGCCCAAGUGACAAUCACUAACAACCAUAACCAGUUAUUUUCCCAAGAUUUCCAACUUUUGGGAAUUUCUUCUCCAGUCACUUUUUCCCCACAAACAUUUCUUGUGUGGAUCAACCUACAAAAGACAGGAACAUUUACCUGUUGUCUCUCAUAAAAUUAGAAAACACAAAAGUCAGAAUAGUGUAGACCUAUCCAACCCAUACCAGUCUGGACAAACAGACAUUACAAUGAUGAUGAUGAUGGUGUGGACUGCAUUGGUUGAUAAAUUAGCAAAUCUAUCAGAGAAGGUAUCAGCUGUGUUAAUUGUAAUUAGUUGUAGGACUAAACCCCAGCUGUUGCUGUUGUUGGUACAACUUUACAGCUGAGUAGACUGGUGCAAUGUGAAAUGAAGUGACUUGCUCGAAGACACAUCACUGUGGUACCUGAUCCUAGAAUUGAACCUACCUGAGAAAUUUUGGAGUCGGCUAAAUCUGAGUAUUUCGAACCGUAUAUGCGGGUUUUGUGAGUCAUGAUGUGAUUCUUUGAGUCUUUGUGAAAUUCGCUUUUCACUCAGGUUUUAUUGCCCAACAGGCAGAAGAACAAAAGUUGAUGGAAUGGCAUCUCCUCUCUAGUUUCUCUUUGAAUUUACAACAAUGGAAACACAUCCCUGUCCUGUUUCAUCCGGAUAGACAUUACCGUUUACAAAAACGGACCUUUCAAUGCAGUUCCUUCAUUGUUCUUUGAGUUUUUAUAUUUUCCAUUCUGUCUGCUGGAAUUGCAAAACAAUUACAGGAUUCCUAUAAUAUAGAUGCAGAAGUGGUAAGUUUGCUUCCCAACCACAUGGUUCCAGGUUCAGUCCUACUGCAUGGCAUCUUGGGCAAAUGUCUUCUAAUGUAGCUUCAGGCCAACCAA